AUGGUACAACAACAUUUAAAACAAUCAAAAAAUGAUUCCUGUAAAAUUAAAAUUAAAGAAGAUGAUGAUGAUGAGGACAAGGAGAACAAGAUAACAAGGGCUUCUGGUAGCGAUAAUUUAGCUGUUUAUUUACAAUUGAAUGAAAAACGUCGAAUGUUACAUGAAGAUCAGAAUAAUACAAGUGUCGGUGAUAGUUUAGGAGAUAUGGAUGAAAAUGGUUUAUUUGAAAUAACGGCAGCUACCGAUAAUGAAAAACCAUCAUUAUCAUCGUCAGCACCCAAACCAUCAUCAAUAAAUGUUCCACAACGACAACACAAAAAAAAUAAUAAAUUUUCGAAUGAUGCUCAUCAAGAAACUGGCAAGAUCUUCACUAACAUUUUAUCGUGUAAAUUUGAAACUAAAAUUAAACUGGAUUUAAUUUUCACUCGAAUUCCAAACGGGACGCAAAGUACGAACAAAUAUGGUUCCUAUAAAAUUGAAAUCUCCACAGUAAAUGAAUAAUCGUUUUUUUAAGAUUUAUUAUUAGAUUCUUUGCUUUUGAAAAGACACACAUUUUACUCGAACAAUUUUGUUUCUUGUUUCGAUAAAUUGGAAAAUUUCUCUCUGCAUAGAUCAGCCAACGACAGUUAAAAUAAUAUACAAAAUCAACCAUUAAUCAAAUUUAGAACUACGAGAAGCUUAUCGAUGUUUGUCAACAGCUUGCUAUAGGUGGAUAUCUUUGGAUCGUUUUAUUAUCUGAAUGAUUCAUUAUCUAUUUCUCUUUCGAAAUCUUGUUCCAUACUAUUGGGAUACAAAAAAACAGAUAUCUGAAUAGUCGUUCUGGAAUAUUUUCAUUAUAUGGUUGUCUCGGAACUGACUUCAUAUUUAAUGAAUUUGUUUAUGUUUCCACCUCCAGUGGAAUGUUUAAGAAAAACACUUCUAUUUGAUAGCUUUUCCGCAUCUUUAUCUAUUACAGAAGAUAUUGAUUCAAAUACUGAAUGUUAUAAGUGUAGAAAUUAUUUUUUAUAAAGGGAUAAGUUUUUUAUGGACCAACCUGUAUAUUGCCAUUCAUUUACGAUGGAACACCUGCUCAAC
Rotaria sp. Silwood1 is the source of this 1074-nucleotide messenger RNA. The record is from the annotation of a GenBank genome assembly. Lineage: Eukaryota; Metazoa; Rotifera; Eurotatoria; Philodinida; Philodinidae.